AUGAGUUGGGAUACGAUUGCCGCGAAGAAACGGCAAGCUCUUAGAGACGCGAUUCCUGCGGAAUGGGUGAUUCCUGCCAGCAUCUUCCCGCCAGACAGUCAAUUAGAUGUAACCACCUUUCCCCGACAGUCGGGUUGGUUUACGGAGCGGGAGCUGGAGAUCACAGCCACCCCGGCGCCGCAGCUCCUGUCCAAGCUGGCGUCUGGCUCAUGGAGCUCAGAGGAAGUGACGAGAGCAUUCUGCAAGACGGCUGCUGCUGCUCACCAGUUGACCAACUGUCUCUCGGAGAUCCUCUUUGAAAAGGCCAUCGCUCGGGCCAGAGAGUUGGACGCGCAGCUGAAGAAGACAGGCAAGACUGUCGGCCCAUUCCAUGGCCUCCCCAUCUCGAUCAAGGACAAUUUCAACAUCAUCGGCACGGAUUCCACCAUCGGAUUCGCCUCCUUGGUCAACGACCCCGCAACCUACAACAGCACCCUGAUCGACCUGCUGCUUGACGCCGGCGCCGUGCUCUACGUCAAGACCAACGUCCCGACAGCGAUGAUGAUUGCCGAGUCGGUGAACAACGUCUUCGGCCGCACCGUCAACCCGCGCAAUAGGAAGCUGACGUCUGGCGGUUCUUCCGGUGGCGAGUCGGCCUUGAUUGCCUUUGGGGGCAGUCGUCUGGGCGUGGGGACAGAUAUUGGUGGUUCCCUCCGUAUCCCGGCUGCUUGCACGGGUAUUUUCACUAUCAGGCCGUCGUUUGGCCGGUUCCCCAACUUCCAAACGCGCUCCGGUCUGGCCGGUCAAGAAGCCGUCCACAGCGUCAACGGACCCAUGGCGCCGACGCUCGAGGAGAUCGUCCUCUGGUCCAAGACCGUCGUCGGCCAAGAACCAUGGCUUAGGGACCCGAAGUGUCUGCCCAUCGCAUGGCGCAGCGUUCCGCCCAAACGUACGCUCAAGAUCGCGGUCCUGUGGAACGACGGCGUGGUCACACCUACGCCUCCGGUCACGCGUGCGCUGAAGCAAACGUUGGCCAAGUUGCAGGCCGCAGGCCAUGAGAUCGUGGACUGGGCACCGACGGGCCACGCCGAGCUGCUGGCGACGCUGGCGCGCAUGUUUGUCGCCGACGGCGGAAAGUCGGUCGAGAAGCUGCUCCAGCCGACCGGGGAGCCGUGGCGUCCGGAAAUGAAGGCCUAUCAGGAGGCGACGGAGCUAGGCGUGCAUGAGAUGUGGCAGCUACAGGUGGCGCGAAAUACCCUCUGCAAGGCGUAUCAGGACCGGUGGAAUGAGAGUGGGAUCGAUGCGAUAUUGGGCCCGACGACACCGUAUAGUUUUGUGGAGAACGGCAAGUUUGGGUAUGUGGGAUACACGGGCGUCUUCAACGUGCUGGAUUACCCGGCUGUAUCAUUCCCUUGUGGCGUGUACAGCGACAAGAGCGUUGACGUGGCGUAUGCCAAUCAUGCGCCAUUGUCGGAGGUGGACGCGCAGGUUCAAAGUGACUACUCCCCCGAUGCUGUGCACGGAAUGCCGGUGAGCCUGCAAUUAGUUGGCCGGCGCUUGGAAGAGGAAACGGUGUUGAUGAUGACCGAGGUGGUUUUACAGUCUCUGGAGGGGAAGAUUGGACACAAGCUAUGA
This is a messenger RNA of Aspergillus terreus NIH2624, 1614 nucleotides long. RefSeq lists its product as uncharacterized. The record is from RefSeq and is a predicted model, not a curated record. The coding region runs from base 1 to 1614 and encodes 537 amino acids. The transcript is spliced from 5 exons. NCBI's taxonomy places the organism in Eukaryota, Fungi, Ascomycota, Eurotiomycetes, Eurotiales, Aspergillaceae.